Messenger RNA from Amoebophrya sp. A120, 644 nucleotides. NCBI's taxonomy places the organism in Eukaryota, Dinophyceae, Syndiniales, Amoebophryaceae. The record is from the annotation of a GenBank genome assembly.
CAAUAACUAGAGUUGUUAGAAAUUCCACGUCUACUUCCUCUUUCUCAAAUUUUCCGCAAGAAAGUAUCAGAAGGUCGAACUACCAAAUUUUGCCAAGCGACGACCAUAGUAGAAGUAGAGUCCUCACUACAAGAGCCGAUAGGUCUAGUUCUAUUUCUCCUUCUCCUCGUUUAUCCGUUCUUUCCAUGCGUGUUAACCAGCAGGAGGCUACUAUCGCAACUAGUACAGAUAAAUACCGUAAAAACAUAAAGCGACUACUACGACAACCAAAGUAGGUGACAAUUAUUUUAGUGCGGCGAUCAUGAAAAGUUGUGUAGAAACCGAGAUGAACGAGGUUGUACCACGACCACGUUUGUCCGCCGCCGAAGCGGGUGCAACUCCCCUAUCCUCUGCAAAAGUAUCGUACUCGUAUUGCAAUCAUGCAUUACAAAUCAUUUUCUUGAGGUAAAUCCGCAUUACAAAUUUUAUUUCUCAUGCUGAGGAAAAUUUGUAAUGCAUUUAUUGUUAUUCGAGUGCGAUACUUUUGCACUGCAUAUCCCCCAGAUGGUGGCACAAGUAAUUCAUCGGGUAGCUGUAGUUAUUUCGCCCCAGCAUGCGAACAAUUUCCAGGCGCAGCUGCUCCAGGUGGUUUUAUUUCGGGCUAU